UCAAAAGCAGCUUUACGGCAUUUCAACUAUCUCAACACUGUCGCAAACCGGGCAACCCACUUUCCGGCGCAUAGUAACACGUGUGUUCUGCUGUUAAACGAGGUUUGGAACCAUGGCGAAGAGUUUACGCAGCAAAUGGAAGAGAAAGAUGCGAGCGGAGAAGAGGAAGAAAAAUGCGCCCAAGGAACUGGCGCGGCUUAAAUCGACUCUGGGGCAGGAAGGCAAAGGCGAGAUCACCAUGAAGGACGUGGCUGAGAUCGCAACUGUGGUGCCUGCUCAGAAAUUAAAGGAGAAAGCUGAGGAUGUGGAGAUGGUGGGAGAAGAUGACGAUAUGGGACAGAUGGAGAUGGACAGCAAGCGCAACAAGAAGACGAUGCUCAAUGAGCAUGGACAAUACCCGGUGUGGAUGAGCCAGAGGCAGGCCAAAAAGAUGAAAAGCAAACGCAAGGCAGGCAAAGGAAAACAGAAGCCAAAGAAGGGUGUAGCCUGGUAGACUUUAUCUUUACCUGUGUGGACAAUUUUUACUGAAUCAGGAACAAGUGGAUUGUUUUUCAGCCAGUUUUAACUCACACGGCUGUGGUCACUCACCCCCAAGUCUACCGCCGUAUGGUUGUGCCUCAUUUCAGUAAAUGUAGGAGUGCUGAUUAUGUGGGCUAUACUUGCUGCAUAUGAUGUACAAUUUGUAAACAAUGUGGACUCUUUCAUUCACACUGCUAACGGAUGAUACUGCAAAUGAGAUCUGUAAUGAUGAACGUUGAGUCGUUUGAGAAUUAUAGUGAAUGGCUGAGAAGAGUCCCAUAAACACUUUUUCAACCUAAUCUCUGUCUGCUGCAUAUGUGGCAUAUGAUCAGUUGCCACAAACAAUAGUUUGACUAUUGGUUUCCCUAUUGGUAGAAAACCUGUAGACUUGAAACACACUUAGAAUAGAAGCCAUUCUGAUCUUUUCUAAAUGCAGGGAAAUCUAUCUUUUUUUUUGUUAAAAUGAUCAUCCAUGGCAUUCAGCUGUAUGCUAUAGAUGCAGCAGGCGAAAAGUCCUGGAAUAUUCCUUUACGGAUCUUCAAAUCUGUUGAAAUAGUAUUUGCUUACUACAUAGAUAUAUGGUCUAUUACUACUGGGACAACUAGAUUAAUAAAAAUGAGUGUGUAUUGUCAGUUAUUGCAGAUAUGUAUAUGGUUGAAAAAUGCUUUGUGAUAUUAAAACAACAUUUUCCUCUUAAACAA
This is a messenger RNA of Colossoma macropomum (tambaqui), 1220 nucleotides long. It is a transcript of the gene llph, whose product is annotated as LLP homolog, long-term synaptic facilitation factor. The record is from RefSeq and is a predicted model, not a curated record. Gene Ontology annotation, cellular component: nucleolus. Gene Ontology annotation, molecular function: RNA binding. Lineage: Eukaryota; Metazoa; Chordata; Actinopteri; Characiformes; Serrasalmidae. Bases 113 to 493 code for a protein of 126 amino acids. The transcript is spliced from 3 exons. Gene Ontology annotation, biological process: dendrite extension.